GGCCACGCCUCCCCGCCGCGGCCACGCCCCCUCCGCCCCUCUCCGCGCCGCCGCCGGCGGCCUCCGCGCGGGCCUCCCAGCCCUCAUUCCACUCACUUUGUUCUCCGCCUUUGUCCUAAUCCACACCAGCAGGUGGAGCCGCAGUUAAAGUUUCCGAGUCCAUUCCGGGAGCGGGAGCCCAUCUUGCUGGCUGCCGAGGCCCUCGCUGGAGGAGGAGGGUCAGAACUCGGGUGCAGCCAAUCGAGGGCAACGCUGCUACUUAUCAGAGCAGAAUGGGCUGUAGUUUAGUGAAAUAGGAAAGCUGCAAAACACUGUGGAGUGCUCCCGUGUAAAUAAAAAGAGGAAAAAAGUUUCUCAAGUCGCCGCUGCACGACGUCUGGCCGGCGCUGGGGCGGGGGUCUGCGCUCUCCCGAGCGGCCGCGCGCUGGACUUUAUUGUGCCGCAACCAGCCCCAGUUCCCAUUGUUUGUGUUUUUUUCAAAAUAUGGCAAAGGUUCAGGUGAACAAUGUAGUGGUGCUGGAUAACCCUUCUCCUUUCUACAACCCGUUCCAGUUCGAGAUCACCUUCGAGUGCAUCGAGGACCUGUCUGAAGACUUGGAAUGGAAAAUUAUCUAUGUGGGCUCUGCAGAAAGUGAAGAAUACGAUCAAGUUUUAGACUCUGUUUUAGUGGGUCCUGUUCCUGCAGGAAGGCAUAUGUUUGUAUUUCAGGCUGAUGCACCUAAUCCAGGACUCAUUCCAGAUGCAGAUGCAGUAGGCGUAACUGUUGUGCUAAUUACUUGUACCUAUCGAGGACAAGAAUUUAUUAGAGUUGGCUAUUAUGUAAAUAAUGAAUAUACUGAGACAGAAUUAAGGGAAAAUCCGCCAGUAAAACCAGACUUUUCUAAGCUUCAAAGGAAUAUUUUGGCAUCUAAUCCCAGGGUCACAAGAUUCCACAUUAAUUGGGAAGAUAACACAGAAAAACUGGAAGAUGCAGAGAGCAGUAAUCCAAAUCUACAGUCACUUCUUUCAACAGAUGCAUUACCUUCAGCAUCAAAGGGAUGGUCCACAUCAGAAAACUCACUAAAUGUCAUGUUAGAAUCCCACAUGGACUGCAUGUGACCACCUACCAUCCCUUUAGUACAAAUUAAGCUAUUAAAAAUACACAGAACUAUUUCCCUGAAAUUCCGUAAGUACAUAGUCAAAACACAAUGUGAAGAAUUUGUUUAAAAACAUCCUGUAGAAAGUUUAUAAGAAAACCAGUAUUUGAACAAAUUGUGGAAUAUAAAUACAACUAUUUUUAAGUAAUUUUUUUCUCUAAUGUGUUAUUUUAUUUGUUCUGAAACUAAUCUGAUUAAAGCAUAUAUAUUAUUUUCUUCUCCUUUAUAUGUAAUGAAAGCACUUAUAAAGAAACAUGAGUCAUUAGACCAGGUUGUAAAGAUGUCUUGGCCUCCCAGUCUUUGGACCACUAUUUUACUGGCCUUUGAAAGAACAAAGUUUACUUCAACUAAAAUGUUUCUUCCUGUGAAGACAUAUAGUAUCAUUUUAAUUUAAGGGGCAGAUUUCCAUUCUUUUUUGGCAUGUCCUUAAAAAGAGGAUUUGAAAUCAACUAUAUGCUACCAAGAACUUUAGGAUCCAAUUUUCCAAGCCACCGUGAAGCCUCUUAUGGCUACUAUUAUAGUUCAUGUGAUGUUGGACAGCAUUUGGUUUGUUUGGUAAGAGAAGAACAAAUAUGGCUAAUUGUUAAUAAGGUCCCCUGGCUAUGGUUUUUGUUCUUAUAACAGAGUUUAGAAUAUCAGAGCAUUUCUUGAAUCAUACAUCAUUAUUGUCCAGUGAAUUCAAGACCAAAUACAAUAUCGGGAGAAAAUACAAACUCCCUGCGUUUAAGAAUAGGAGAUUAUAAUGGCUCAAAUUGGUUCAUUUGAUUUCUAAAAAUACCAUGACCUUUAAAAAUUCUUUUAAUAGAUCAUGUUAUUGGCAGUAUUUAUAUAAAAACCAUGGAUUUAGAAAGGUAUAUUUAGCUUUAUUAUAAUAGAUACGUUACUAUUUUGGAAAUAUAUAUAUUUUCACACCUGUAGUACUCUUCCCCAUUUCCUCUGACACUCAUGCAGAAUGAGAUCAGGCAUAUUUGUGGUUGACAUACUCUAGAUAGCUUUUCCAACAAAUCUUUGAAAAGCAAUCUUGGAAAGGAAUUCAUUAACUAAAUGGGGUAAAAGGUUUCUUUUUCUUUGAGAGUGAAGUCCUUCCUCAAAAAAUUUUCUUAUGCUCCAUAAAAUUGAGGUAGAAUAUUUUCAUUAUUCUUGCAGCUAAGCAAGACAGCCAUAUGAUGCAGGUUAUGCAGUGCCUUCAUAUCUAAAACUUUUAUACUGCACUUUUUAAAGCUUUUAUGUUGAGGAAAGGAAAAGGGCAUUUGUCUAAACAUGGAUUCUGAGUUGUAUAUAUUUCCUAUCAUUCUAAAAAAGUGAAUUUGUGAAGCAAAGUUUUGCCAGAUGUUAAACUUUGAAUUUAAUAUACCAGAUUAUUAAAAUAUUGUCCAUUAACUAGUUCAUAGAUUUUAAAAGUAAAAUACUUCUGACUGUUAAAACUAUAUAAAGAAAAUCUCAUUUGUCUAAUUGCAAUUAAAAGAAAAAUGUUAAAAUAUUAAAAUGAAAAUAAAAGCAUUACUUUCCAACAAA
Molecule: messenger RNA, 2651 nt
Organism: Gorilla gorilla gorilla (western lowland gorilla)
Lineage: Eukaryota; Metazoa; Chordata; Mammalia; Primates; Hominidae
Gene: ASF1A
Product: anti-silencing function 1A histone chaperone
Exons: 4
Coding region: 484-1098 (204 amino acids)
Biological process (GO): DNA replication-dependent chromatin assembly
Cellular component (GO): chromatin; nucleus
Molecular function (GO): histone binding
Source: RefSeq, a predicted model, not a curated record